Striga hermonthica is the source of this 1593-nucleotide messenger RNA. The record is from the annotation of a GenBank genome assembly. Lineage: Eukaryota; Viridiplantae; Streptophyta; Magnoliopsida; Lamiales; Orobanchaceae.
AUGCAGAAGAUAGUGGGCCCCAUGUCCCCGAGCAACUCCUCCUCUGCCACUGUCAAUGGUAGUGUGUCACCAUCAGAAAAUGGCUUCUUUGAUUCUUUCUCCCUGUUGAGUAUGGAAGAAUCAAUCAAGGAUAUUAUUCAGCAGCCUCCUGUCCAGGGUAUUGAUGAUCAUCUGAUCGAGUUCUCUGAGGCUCUGAGAACUGUAGGAAAAGCACUGAGAAGGGUUACUGAAGGUAAGGCGUCUGCUCAGGCGGAGGCUGCUGAAUGGAAGCGUAAGUAUGAGCUGGAGAGGGCACGCAAUCUGCAGUUGGAGUCAAAAGGAGGGAAUGGCAGUAACUUCCAUUUAGAGAGAGGUCAAAAUGUGGAAGAUAAAACUGUGUUAUCAGAUAAUAGUAGUGAUCAAUGUGAGUUGUGUUGUGGGAAAGAUGAUAUAUCCGCUCAGGAGGUCCUUCGAGAUGGUGAGUCUGAGCCUGCCUCCUCGGUCACUCCAAAUAAGAUGAUGAAAAAGGCAUCAUUCAAGCUGUCCUGGUACUGCAAGGGUGAAAAAUGUAAUCGCCACAAACAUGACAUUGUGUCUUUUGAGAAGGGUAAUAUAACUACUGCCGAGCGAAGUAGUAAGCAGAUAUCAUUGAAGUGGGAAUCUCCACCACAAACCGUGCUUAUAUUAACCAAGCCAAAUUCUACAUCUGUCAGGAUUCUAUGUUUAGAGAUGGUCAGAUGGUUGAAGGAACAGAAGAAAUUAAAUAUAUUUGUCGAGCCACGAAUGAAGUCUGAGCUUCUGACGGAAUCUACAUACUACAACUUUGUACAAACAUGGUUAGAUGACAAGGAUGUGCUCCUCCUGCAUACAAAGGUUGACCUCAUUGUAACUCUCGGUGGAGAUGGGACUGUACUUUGGGCUGCAUCUAUUUUCAAAGGCCCAGUACCUCCCAUUGUGGCAUUCUCUCUAGGCUCCCUUGGUUUCAUGACCCCAUUUUACAGUGAGCACUACCGCGAGUAUCUGAACUCGAUCCUGCGUGGGCCCAUCGGCAUCACGCUGAGGCACCGUCUGCAGUGCCAUGUGGUCCGGGAUGAGGCCAAAAGUGAAUAUGAGAAUGAGGACACGAUGCUUGUCUUGAAUGAGGUCACGAUCGACCGCGGGAUGUCAUCGUUCCUCACGAACCUCGAGUGCUACUGUGACGAGUCUUUUGUGACGUGUGUGCAAGGAGACGGCCUCAUCCUCUCCACCACGUCCGGGAGCACAGCUUAUUCACUUGCGGCUGGUGGGUCUAUGGUCCAUCCUCAGGUCCCGGGGAUCCUUUUCACGCCAAUCUGCCCCCACUCUCUGUCCUUCCGGCCACUGAUACUGCCCGAGCACGUGACCCUCCGUGUGGUGGUGCCUUUCAACAGCAGGAGCCACGCUUGGGUCUCGUUUGAUGGCAAAGGCCGGACACAGUUGGCACCUGGGGAUGCUCUCGUCUGCAGUAUGGCCCCAUGGCCCGUCCCCACAGCCUGCCAGGUGGACUCCACCUGCGAUUUCCUACGCAGCAUACACGAUGGCCUCCACUGGAACUUGAGGAAGACUCAGUCCUCAGACGGCCCUCGUGAUCCUUAA